Peromyscus leucopus (white-footed mouse) is the source of this 1180-nucleotide messenger RNA. It is a transcript of the gene Il12a, whose product is annotated as interleukin 12A. The coding region runs from base 170 to 817 and encodes 215 amino acids. NCBI's taxonomy places the organism in Eukaryota, Metazoa, Chordata, Mammalia, Rodentia, Cricetidae. The record is from RefSeq and is a predicted model, not a curated record. Gene Ontology annotation, biological process: immune response. The transcript is spliced from 7 exons. Gene Ontology annotation, molecular function: interleukin-12 receptor binding; growth factor activity. Gene Ontology annotation, cellular component: extracellular region.
GCACGAGUCCUUGAGAAGCUCUUGUAGAGACAGAGAGAGAAAGCAAGAGACACCGUCCUGGGAAAGUCCUGCUGGGUCUCUAGACAAUUAUAAAAAUGUGUCCCCCGAGUCAGUUGUCCAACCACCUCACCUCCAGCAUCCAGCUGUCCCUGCUCAGUGCCGGCCCAACAUGUGUCCAUCACGCUGCCUCCUCUUUUUGGCCAUCCUUGUCCUCCUAAUCCACCUCAGUUUGGCCAGGGCCACACCAGUCUCCAGACCUGCCCAGUGUCUUGACCACUCCAAAAACCUGCUGAGGACCACUAAGCACAUGCUGGAGAAGGCCAGACAAACUUUGAGACAUUAUCCCUGCACUCCUGAAGACAUUGAUUAUGAAGACAUCACUGGAGAGAAAACCAGCACACUGAAGGCCUGUUUGCCACUGGAACUAGCCAAGAAUGAGAGUUGUCUGGCUUCUGGAGAGACUUCUUCCAUAACAAGAGGGAGCUGCCUGCCCCCUGAAAAGACUUCUUUGAUGAUGACCCUGUGCCUCAGUAGCAUCUAUGAGGACUUGAAGAUGUAUGGGACAGAGUUCAAGGCCAUCAAUGCAGAGCUUUUGGAUCAAAAUCAGAAGCAGAUCAUUCUGGAUGAGAACAUGCUGGCAGCCAUUGAUGAGCUGAUGCAGGCUCUGAAUCUCAAUGGUGAGAUUCCGCCCCAGAAACCUUCCCUGGAAGAAGCAGAUCCUUACAAAGUGAAAAUUAAGCUCUGCAUCCUCCUUCAUGCUUUCAGCAUCCGUGCUGUGACUAUCAACAGAGUGAUGAGCUAUCUGAAUGCCUCCUGAAAAGCUCAAGUCCCUCCCCCUUAGCGCCCUUUCUACAAAAAUAUGAACCAAUGAAAUUUUAGUAAGAGGUGGGUUGAGAACCAGGAAGUCUUGGCCUGGUUGAACUAAAGCUCCUGGCACAUUCUCACAGCCCUAUCGAAGGUGGCACAGCUACCUCAGCAUGGUUCCCUCAGUCACGUCUCUCGUAUUUACUAUGCACAUUGUUAAGUUUUCAUGGAAAUGCUCCAAAGGAGAGAAAAUGUCCUUCCCAAAUGUGUCAGCAGUAGACCAAGAACUGAUAAGCUAUUCUUUUUGUAAAGUGUUUCUGAAAACACUCAUCACCACUUAUUUAAAAGUAUUUAUUGUUAUAUUUUAUAUUCAUGA